GUCCGUUACGAUAGGUUUCGUGUACACUUGGGAGACUUAUACUUGACACUUGGACCAAACAAUUCGAUGUUUAUUUUCCUAGCCUCCCUAAUAAGAUUAUACAUUAAUUUAUUUAUACCGUAAGUUAUGAUAUUAAUGAUCUGAUAUUUGAUUGUUUUGCCAUUGCCGCGCUGUGGUUUAAAAGGACAAACUUCACCAUCACGUGACACGGAUUGGACGAAAUCGAAACGCAAAAACAGCUGUUCUCUGCAGAAUUCAGACUAGAGAAAGGGAUAAUAUUUCAUGCAAGAACAGCUGACAAUUAAACUUGACUACACAAUAGUCACUGUUUGCAAAGGACCAAACCCUAGAAGAUGAACUGAAUCCAGAAGAGACCAGAAAAUAUUCAAGAAGAACACAAACCUGUAUUGAACGAUUUUCCCUAUUAAAAUGGAUGAAACAACCUGCUCAAGUCAUACCUGCUCAAGAGAGCUCCUUGUGUACUGUAGUGACACUGCACCAUGUCUUGUGGAUACCAUAGUUAAGGGGAAAACUAGGAAGAAAAACAAAAAGGGUAAAAAGAGACAGAGUGCUGCAUGUCAAAUGAAAACAGACAGUGAGUGCACUCUAGUCACUGCUGAACAGUUAUCACCCUCACAACACCUGCCUGAGCACCUUGAAAAAAGGUCUGCAGGAUCGAAGAACAAAAAGAAGAGCCAAAAAACAAGAAUCAUUUUGCCUGCAACUUCACAGGCAAGCUCCGCUUAUCAAGAAGAGCCCAGCGGUUCACAGAAAGCAUCAGCUCAGUCUGCCUGCGACCAGUCAACACAGACUGAGUCUCCUCAACUCCAGUCUUUCCAAACGCUGUCAACACAAACCCCUCCAAUCCAGGGUAUACACUCUCCACCAACAGAAUCCAAGUCAACCCAGACAAAACAUUCUAGUUUUCCCUUACAACAGGCAUACUGGGGAAGAUCUUUCACAGAUCAGUCGACUGAUGAACAGGAAACCCAGUCCAGCUCCAGAAACAGACAUCUAACUGUGUUAUCCUGGAAUAUAGAUUGCCUCGAUUCAGAGAAUAUCUCUCACCGGGUCAAAGGCCUACUGUCACAAUUUGGAAAGUACCGUGCAGAUGUAGUACUGUUACAAGAGCUUGUUCCUGGUUGUUUGACGAUAUUACAGAACAUUAUGAAAGACUAUCAGGUUCUGCAAGGAAGUGAGGAUGGCUAUUUCACUGCCAUUUUGCUCAGAAAGGACAGAGUGCAGUUGCUCCAGAGCAACAUAGUGAAGUACCCCACCACAGAGAUGGGUAGGAACCUGCUGAUAGCACACGUGAGUUUUUUAGGGCAUCCACUAUGCAUUAUGACAUCUCAUUUGGAGAGCUGUAAGUCCAACUCUCAAGAACGCUUGAAUCAGCUGCGGAGAGUCUGGAAAUGGAUCAAAGAAGCUCCAGAGGACCACACAGUUAUAUUUGGAGGAGAUACCAACCUUAGAGAUUGGGAGGUGAAGAAGCUCGGGGGGCUGCCGUAUGGUAUCUCUGAUGUGUGGGAGAUGCUGGGGGAACCAGAGGAAAGCAAAUACACCUGGGACACAUCCAUUAAUGAUAACAAAGAAAUCCCUCAUUCUAUAUGCCUGCGUUUUGACAGACUGUUCCUCAGAGCAGCCGCCGAGGGUGCCCAGCUACGGCCAGAAAGCAUGACCCUGAUUGGUCUGGAGAAGCUGAAGUGUGACUAUUUCAUCAGCGAUCACUGGGGCAUCCUUUGUACCUUCAAGUUUGAGGCGUCAGAAGAGCAGCGUGUCAAUGAUUGAUUUGAAUUUUAAUGGCCUGCACGUGAUUAUACAACUAAAUGAGUCACAGUGUUUUUACAAACAAAUCACUCUUGAUGAAUAAAAUCUGAACUAGUGUUAAAAAAGUUUAAAUAUAUCUUUAUUACAUAGCUGGAACGUUUGUCAUGAACACAAUUACUGCUCAAGAAAACACAUUUGUGUAAUUGGACUUUUGAUCUUGUGACAAUUCUGGUGUCCUCUGUAUAUGACUAAUGUAAAUAAUAAACAUUACUUUUAAAUC
Carassius auratus (goldfish) is the source of this 2047-nucleotide messenger RNA. Its product is annotated as tyrosyl-DNA phosphodiesterase 2. Gene Ontology annotation, molecular function: single-stranded DNA binding; 5'-tyrosyl-DNA phosphodiesterase activity. Gene Ontology annotation, cellular component: cytoplasm; PML body. Bases 430 to 1788 code for a protein of 452 amino acids. The transcript is spliced from 7 exons. Gene Ontology annotation, biological process: double-strand break repair. The record is from RefSeq and is a predicted model, not a curated record. NCBI's taxonomy places the organism in Eukaryota, Metazoa, Chordata, Actinopteri, Cypriniformes, Cyprinidae.